This is a messenger RNA of Cylindrotheca closterium, 1887 nucleotides long. The record is from the annotation of a GenBank genome assembly. Lineage: Eukaryota; Bacillariophyta; Bacillariophyceae; Bacillariales; Bacillariaceae.
AUGGCGACUCGUCCAGUUUCUCCCCUUCCGACGACAACUAGUGACAUGUUUCAAGGCCAGUCCAAAGAUGCUUUAUGGAGGUCGUUAAGUGUACCAACUUUGGAUUGGAAUGAUGUUGGAAUUGAUUGUUUUCUUGGAAGAGGAGCCUUUACUCACGUCCACAAGGGAAACAUUAAGAAUGCAAGGAGAAUGGGGCAUGGACGCAGCAAAACCUCGUCCUCUGUGGAAUCAGAUACGGUCGCCAUGUCACAGUCCUCGUUUUCCUGCGUGUCCGUGGCAUCUUCGUCAUCGUCGAUUGAAUCCAUUCCACUUGACGACUUUGCAGGGCAAUCUCAGUCUGUGAAUUCUGGAAUGACUUCUCACUCAUCCUCUCAGCAGCAACAAGGGUUGUGUGCCAUCAAAUGCAUCAACCCUACCAAAACAAAAAAGAAAGCUGCCUUGAUUAGUGCUUCGAAUGAUCUAUUAAAUGAAGCAUUGCUCUUGUCCGAACUGUCUUCGCAUGGGAAUAUUGUGAAUUUCAUUGGAAUUCUUCCUCAAGUGGUGGAGCAAGAGCACGACCAAGAGGAAGGGACACGAUCAGGCAUGUACAAGAAGGAAGUCAUCAAGGACUACGUCUUGGUCCUGGAAUGUCUGGACGAAACACUUUUUGAGCGACUCAAACGAUGGCGAAAGGAACAGUUGCAAAUGCAAAAGCAACAAGAAGAAAUUUGGGCAGCUCAAGAGCUGGUCUUGGAACAAAACAAUCGACAUCCAGGUCUCUUGAGCAAUAACCACCACCAUAAUAAUGCCAACAUUGGCCGAGGCCGUCGUCUGGGAACUGGUGUCCGAAAUCUGUUGAAACGAUGGAACAACAACCAUCGAGGCAACAACAACACUAAUGGGGUCCAACCAACAGGACGUCGAGGUCGAUGGGGUCGCAGGGAACAACAACCACAGGAACAACCACCACCAUCGAAUCCUCAUCAUCAUGAUACAAACAACAACACAAGAGUCCAAGACUUUCGGGAAUUGGUCAAUUCCGAAACCAACGAAUAUCGUCUGAAACAAAUGAACGAGAGGAUGGACUCCAUUGUGCUUGGAAUUGUCAAUGGAAUGAGGCACAUGCAUCAGCACGGCAUUGUACACCGUGAUCUAAAGCCCCAAAAUAUUGGAUUCGACCUUCGAACGCAAACUGUCAAGUUGUUUGACUUUGGUUUGGCCCGUCAGCUGCCGUACGAUGUCCACACUGCCACAGCCAAGUACUAUUCGCAACGACGGCGGAGCAGUGGCCCCAUGGGCCGUCGAAGAAGUAAUGGUUCUACUGGAAGUAGUAGUGGCCAUAUGGGGCGUCGAAGCAGCAAUGGUUCUACUGGCAGUUGUGGUGGUCGACGACGAAGCAAUGGUUCCUCUACCGGGAGCGAUGGUCUCCAGAAUGUCCCACCCAAUCCAACGGUUGGUGAAGUUGUGGGUACCUGGAGGUACAUGGCUCCUGAAACGAUGCGAUCUUUGGGAAGUGAUUAUGCUAGCGACGUCUUUUCUUUUGCCAUUAUGUGGAGUGAGAUUUGCACGCUGCAACGACCGUAUUUCAACGAUGAAGAUGACGAGGAGGAGGAGAUGAUGAUCCAACCUAAUACAGCUCCCAAACGAUCUGCCGAUCAACCGACCAAGAAUCGUUAUGGUCCGUAUCAGAACUGGAACCACUUGAAAUCCUGCAUCUUAGAAGAAGUCCAACGCCCGGAUUUGACUUCACUGCCAAAACAUUCGUCUACUUCCGACUUGCAAAUGUGGAUCAACCAAUGCUGGGAUCCUGAACCUUUUCGACGACCCACCUUUGAUUCCUUGCACGGACUGUUGCAACAUUAUUGUACUCAACAUGGUACCUCGACUGGGAAUAGAGUGAGCAUCUGA